Molecule: messenger RNA, 3588 nt
Organism: Mesorhabditis spiculigera
Lineage: Eukaryota; Metazoa; Nematoda; Chromadorea; Rhabditida; Rhabditidae
Source: the annotation of a GenBank genome assembly
AUGGGGACGAUGAUCCAGCGUCGGCAUCUAGAAGAGAAAGAUUUUCGUUCUCAAAUCUUGGAAAACCACGAGAAGCCGCUGCAAGGCAAUAACGAUUUACUCUCGUUGACUCGCCCGGACGUCAUUUAUGAGAUUCACAAGGAAUACUUGGAAGCUGGAGCGGACAUUAUUGAAACGAAUACUUUCUCGGGAACAACGAUCGCUCAGGCCGACUACGCAUGCGAGCAUCUGGUUUACCAGAUCAACUACGAGAGUGCGCAGAUUGCCAAGCGGGCUUGCGAUGACGUUUUUAAAGCAACCGGCAUUCGUCGUUUUGUCGCCGGUGCGAUUGGCCCCACGAACAAAACGCUUUCAAUUUCGCCUUCAGUGGAAAAGCCGGAUUUUCGUAAUAUAACAUUCCAAGAACUUUCCAAGGCCUACCAGUUUCAAGCCAAGGCGCUGCUCGAGGGCGGGGCUGAUAUUCUACUCGUGGAGACGGUCUUCGAUUCUGCGAAUGCAAAGGCUGCGCUAUUCGCUAUUCGAACGUUGUUUGAAGAUGAAGAGAUGGAAGAGGUUCCGGUCAUGUUGUCCGGUACCAUCGUUGAUCUCUCCGGGCGCACGCUUUCCGGACAAACCGGCGAAGCAUUCCUGAUCGCGACACGACAGGGCAAUGCGAUGGCUGUCGGUCUAAACUGUGCCCUCGGAGCUCGCGAGAUGAGGCCCUUCAUCGAGGCCAUGGCUACCUUCACCGACACCCUCGUCAUUUGUUAUCCAAAUGCAGGUUUGCCAAACGCCCUGGGCGGCUACGACGAGACCCCGCAGAUGAUGGCCGAAGAUAUUCGGGUCUUUGCCCAGGAUGGUCUUCUAAACAUCGUCGGUGGAUGCUGUGGCACCACUCCUGAUCACAUCCGCGCUUUCGCCGAGGCCGUUUCGGGCUUCAAACCGAGGAUCCCUUCCAAAUCGGCGUACACCGAGAACAUGCUGCUCGCCGGGCUCGAGCCGAUGCGCAUCGGGGCGCUGACCAACUUUGUGAACAUUGGCGAACGUUGUAACGUCGCCGGAUCUCGCAAAUUUUGCCGCUUGAUCAAAGAUGAGAAAUAUGAGGAAGCCUUGGACAUUGCGCGAAAUCAAGUGGAAAACGGUGCCCAGAUCCUGGACAUCAACAUGGACGACGGGCUUUUGGAUGGCCCGUACGCGAUGGCAAAGUUCCUUCGGUUGAUCGCCUCGGAACCGGAUAUUGGCAAGGUUCCGGUCUGUAUCGAUUCUUCCGAUUUCAACGUGAUUAUUGCUGGCCUGGAAAACUCGCAGGGCAAAUGUAUCGUCAACUCGAUUUCUCUGAAGGAAGGCGAGGAGGCAUUUAUCGAAAAAGCCCGUCUCAUCAAACGUUACGGUGCCGCGUGUGUCAUCAUGGCUUUCGACGAGCAGGGCCAAGCAGCAGAACGUGAUCGCAAGUUCGAGAUCUGCGAACGCAGCUACAGAAUUCUGACGGAAGAGGUUGGCUUUGACCCUGGAGAUAUCGUCUUCGAUCCCAAUAUCCUCACCAUUGCCACCGGGAUGAGCGAGCACGACGAAUACGCCAUCGAUUUUAUUGAAGCGACGCGGAUGAUCAAGGAGAAUCUGCCUGGUUGCCGGGUUUCCGGUGGUGUGUUCCUGUACCACGCCAUCAAGGCGGGAAUGGACAUGGGUAUUGUGAAUGCCGGUGCGCUGCCAGUUUAUGAAGACAUCGACAAGGAGCUGCUCAAAUUGUGCGAGGACUUGAUCUUCAACCGCGACCCCGACGCCACCGAGAAGAUGUUGGCGCUGGCGCAGAGAUUGACGAAAGGCGACAAGAAGGACGACGCCGCAGCCAACGCCUGGCGAAACGAGUCGGUCCAGGAGCGCUUGAAAUACGCGUUGGUGAAGGGCAUCGACACUUAUGUUGUGGAAGAUACGGAAGAAGCUCGUCUCCAGACCGAUCUUUACCCACGUCCGCUUAACGUUAUUGAGCAGCCCCUGAUGGCGGGUAUGAGCGUCGUUGGAGAGCUUUUUGGCGCGGGCAAGAUGUUCCUGCCGCAGGUUAUCAAAUCGGCACGCGUCAUGAAGAAGGCCGUCGCCCACUUGAUUCCGUUUAUGGACACCGAGCGUGAGGCCAGGAUCAAGGAGUUGAAUUUAACCGAGGACGAGAGCCCCUACCAGGGCACGAUGGUCUUGGCGACAGUGAAGGGUGAUGUGCACGACAUUGGCAAGAAUAUCGUGGCCGUCGUGCUGGGCUGCAACAAUUUCAAGGUGAUCGACUUGGGUGUGAUGACACCAUGCGAGAAGAUCAUCCAAACGGCAAUCGAUGAGAGAGCGGAAUUCAUCGGGCUUUCCGGGCUCAUCACGCCGUCCCUGGACGAGAUGGUGCACGUCGCGAAGGAGAUGCAGCGCCGCGGGCUCAACAUCCCGCUUCUUAUUGGAGGUGCUACAACCUCAAAAACGCACACCGCCGUCAAAAUUGCGCCUCGAUACCUGCACCCGGUCGUCCACUGCCUAGACGCGUCGAAGAGCGUCGUUGCGUGCUCAGCAUUGGUCGAUCAAAAAGUGCGUGAGGCUUUUUUGGCGGAUAUUGUGGAGGAAUAUCAAGAAGUUCGCGAAGAGCACUAUGAAGGGUUGAAAGAGAGAAGGUUCACCACCCUACCAGAAGCCCGUGCCAAGCAGCUGCAGAUUGAUUGGAAGCAUUUCACGCCUGUGAAACCGAGCUUCCUGGGCGUCAAAAAUUUCCUGGACAUAGACUUGAAGGAGGUCGUGCCCUACAUUGACUGGAAGCCCUUUUUCGAUGUGUGGCAGUUGCGAGGAAAAUACCCGAAUCGUGGAUACCCUCGGAUUUUCAACGACCCCGAUGUUGGGCCGGAAGCGAAACGGGUGUUCGAGGAAGCCCAAAAGAUGUUGAAGCAGCUGAUCAAUGACAAAAUUUUGACGGCCAACGCCGCCGUCGGGUUCUACGAGUGCGGCUCGAAGGGCGAUGAUAUUAUUGUGUUCAAGGAUGGUCAACGUGUGGCGACAUUCUACGGGCUGAGGCAACAAUCCGGGCGUGAGCACGAUCAACCGCAUCUAUGUCUCUCGGACUUCGUCGCACCACUAGAGAAUGAUAAACAAAAGGACUACAUCGGAAUGUUUGCCUGCACGGCCGGCCUCGGAGCUGAACAGUACUGUGCCAAGCUCGAGCAGGACAACGACGAUUACAAUAGCAUCAUGGUUAAGGCGCUCGCCGAUCGACUGGCCGAAGCGUACGCCGAAUAUUUGCACAGACAGAUUCGAGUGACGCUUUGGGGACACAAUAAGGACGAGGAUCUAUCGACCGAUGAUCUGCUCUCCAUCAAAUACAAGGGGAUUCGCCCGGCCCCCGGAUAUCCCACGCAGCCGGAUCAUACCGAAAAGAAAACACUAUGGAAGUUGCUUGAUAAUUGCGAGGAGGCCAAGAUCGGUUUGACAGAUUCACUUGCGAUGUUACCGGCCGCCUCGGUGUCUGCGCUAUGUUUCGGCAACCCGAGCAGUCAAUACUUUGCUGUCGAGGACUACGCUGCACGAAGGGGCGAACCGUUCGACGAAACUGAACGCUGGCUAGCCCCGAUCCUCGGAUACGACGCCGAC